UUCUCCAUUAUAAAUUUACUGCACUUUUUAAAAUGAUCUAUAUAGUUCACCACAAACUAAGUCAAUGUUUUACUUUAUGAGAUGAGCUUGAGUUGAUGAUCAUCUAAUCAAACUGAAUAUAUGAUCAAAGGACUAAAAUCACUCUAAAAUAAUAGUAGAUACUGUUCAAAUAAAGUACUAUUUAAUUUUGCAGACUUUAUAUACAAUGUAUACUGUUAUUUACUAUUACAAAGCGUAAUUUCAAGACUCUGCGAAAAGUUGGAAAAUUUGAAAACGCAGAAUUAUCAGACAGUAUUCAAAUCAUAUAGGUAAAUUGAUGUUGGUAUAGAUAGGAUAACAACAAAUUAGAAAUGCCAUUCAGAUUCCCUGUCAAGUUUGAUAUUCCAAAACAUUCAUUCGUGAAUGCCAGAGUCAUCAGAGAUCAAUUCAAAAGAUUACAAUAUGAAGAACAUGAAGUCACCAGAAAUGCUUUAAAAUAUAUCGCUAGAAAUACCGAAUUACCAUCAAGAGUUAGAUUAGAAGCUCAAUUACAAUUAACUUCCAUGCCAAAAUAUACCGCCUAUAAUCAAAUCAGAGAUAGAUGUGUUGCGUCCGGUAAUUCAAAAUCUCUUAUUCGUGAUUUCAAAUUGAAUAGAACUGCAUUUAGAGAAAGAGCUAGAGCUGGUUUGAUACCAGGUGUUAAGGUUGCUUCUUGGUAGAUUUUAAAUGAUAAUCUCCUACUUAAUUCCCAUUUCUUCUUGUGAAGAACCUUGUAAUGACUUUAUAAUCACUUGUAAAUAGCUUUGUAUAAUAUACGUUAUAGAAUAUAUUCAUAUUUUAAACCUCCCGU
This is a messenger RNA of Scheffersomyces coipomensis, 829 nucleotides long. RefSeq names its product mitochondrial 37S ribosomal protein uS14m (gene MRP2). The record is from RefSeq and is a predicted model, not a curated record. NCBI's taxonomy places the organism in Eukaryota, Fungi, Ascomycota, Pichiomycetes, Serinales, Debaryomycetaceae. The coding region runs from base 351 to 698 and encodes 115 amino acids. Gene Ontology annotation, molecular function: structural constituent of ribosome. Gene Ontology annotation, cellular component: mitochondrial small ribosomal subunit; ribosome. The transcript has a single exon. Gene Ontology annotation, biological process: translation.